Struthio camelus australis is the source of this 3210-nucleotide messenger RNA. RefSeq names its product WAP four-disulfide core domain 1 (gene WFDC1). Gene Ontology annotation, cellular component: extracellular region. Gene Ontology annotation, biological process: regulation of cell growth. The record is from RefSeq and is a predicted model, not a curated record. Gene Ontology annotation, molecular function: peptidase inhibitor activity. NCBI's taxonomy places the organism in Eukaryota, Metazoa, Chordata, Aves, Struthioniformes, Struthionidae.
CAGCAGCUUCUGGCUUCUGGCUCGUGGGCUCCUUUUUUUUUUUUCCCCCUUCCCUUCCCAGAAGCUGCGCAGCAAAAAGCGGCUCUCUCCAGCAAUCAGCCCUCGCUCUCCCUCCCUCUCCGUCUCCCUCCCUCCCUGCCAAGACUCUGAGUCGUCCGGAUCCUGGAAAGCUGGGCUCCUUAUUUGAUCUCUCAUUGGGAAAAUGGAUUCCAGGGCACUGUCAGAGAUGCAUUUCUGUAAAAAGAUCAUCGCUGCAGCCUUGUGUGUCUUAGUUUUACUCCCAGAUUCGGGCUGUGCAAGGAAUCUCUGGAAACGUGCUCUGCAUCUGAAAAUGACGGAAAAAUAUGAUGAUUAUGAGUACCCUCUUCAUUCUCACAGUGCCCACUACCAGAAGAACGACCGCUGCCCCCCACCACCCCAGACCUUGCCUGACCGAGCCUGCGAGGUGCCCAGCUGCCGAUCAGACUCAGAGUGCGAAAGGCACAAGCGUUGCUGUUACAACGGCUGCAUCUAUGCCUGCCUGGAGUCUGUACAGCCACCGCCAGUUUUAGACUGGCUGGUUCAGCCCAAACCCCGCUGGUUAGGAGGAAAUGGGUGGCUUUUGGACGGCCCUGAGGAAGUCCUGCAAGCUGAGGCCUGCAGUACCACCGAGGAUGGCGAUGAGCCUCUGCAUUGCCCCACGGGCUAUGAAUGCCAUAUCAUCAACCCUGGCAACACCGCCGAAGGAAUCCCCAACAGGGGCCAGUGUAUCAAGCUGCGUGGAAAUCCAGAUGGACGAAACCUAAGGCAUAAGUAUUACAAGGAAUAUUUCGGGAGCAGUUCCAACAAUGUGGUCGGCUAUGUGAAAAACCAGCAGAAGCAUUUGGGCUAAUCCGAGGUGUUCCUGGCUGGACCACUCCGUUCAGCAGCCUUCAAGGAAUGUUUUACCCAAUAGCUGUCUGUUUUGGAAGGGUUCUGGUCCCAAAUCUCCAAGAGCACAUCUCCAGCAUUACCCUGAUCCCUACCCACCAGCGAUAACAGGACUUCACUGUGCAAGAAACAGCGUGAGUGUAGAUUUUAAGCCUAUCAACAGAGGGAGAAAUGUGAUCCCCUGAAAGAAACCUCACCACUUCGGAGCUGCCCUUCUGCAGGUGAAAUUUAAAUAGUGUCGCGCUGGUCUCUGCAAGCCACAACGGCAUUAUCGGGCUGCUGCAGCAGAGCAUGCCCUUGAUGUGUGUUAUGUGGCCAGCUCAGAUAUGGCCCAUUCACAUUUCCCUAUCACAAAUGUAAUUCAGUAGUAUAGAAAUGGAGGAAGUGGUGUCAGAAUCAGACCUGAGUAUUAUAUCUAAGUUGUAUUAAAUAAGCAAGACUGUAAAGGGCUCCCUGGGUCGAAUCCAGUCCCUGCCUCUCUCAAACAACAGCUUUACAAAAUCCUGUGGGUUUCUUCUUUUUCUAUUUAUGCCUGCGAUUCACCAGAUUUACACCCAGACUACAAGCCUAAGGCUAAAAUCUUAAGAAUUGAGAAACUCUGAGCGAGGAGCAAAACAAAUUUUAUCAUAUGUUUAUCCAGUUACUUUACUUAAACCCCACAGUCUGGUGAGCUGUAGAUCAAGAGCUAAUGAUGGAAUAGAUUUCUUCCUACAAUAUCUAAGCAGUCAGAGACACAGACGUGCCAGCCUUUUUAAGUUGCUAUUUUUAGCCAGCACAGUUUAUACUCACAAAGUAUACAUCUGUAUUUUUGUACCUGCAAAGCCUCAACAGGAGGACUGAAGUCUGGAUAUUUAUCACACAUGCUAGAAAAGCAAAAGCAAGACAAAAAUGUCUGAUUAAAAAGAUUGUCUGGCAGAUGGGCAACUGUUCUUUAGAAGUCCUGGCCCUCUAUGUCGACGUCCACAAAUCCUUAAGAACAAGUUAUCUGUACUUGGGCCUUGGAGCUUAUUUUAGAAGCUUAAUGUUAUAAAAUGGAAAACAAAUUUUCUGUGAAUGUUUUCCUUUCCUAUGGCAGCUCCCUAAAGGGACAGUAGCAUUUUGUUUCGACGUGUCUGUCAGAAUCAACGGGCAAAAGAAGUCAUUUUUGCUCACUUGUUUAGUCCAUGUCCCCAUUUGCAUUCCUAAAAUUAGCAUUUUGAUAUACAGAGUAGUAGUGGUAUAUAUAAAUACCCAAUUCACAAAUACAAGCACUUGCUUUCACCCACAAACUAUGUUUUUCUUCUGUUCACCAAGCAGUUUAAGCCAAAGCUAAGGUGCCCAUAAAACAGGUUAAUAGGUUGCAUAUGACAUUUGCAGCUGGAGAGAUAAAAGAUGCCAAACGGCUCUUUCCAUUUCCUUUCGUACAUAGACACAUUCCUCAGUGCUUUGCAGUGCAAAGGAACACAUGAAGGGCUCCACCUUUCCCUAAAUAUCUCAAUUUGUUAAACCCCAUUCAUUUCUCUGUGCUUUUGUUCCAAGUUCUAUGUCUUAAGUGCAACAUCAUAUUUGCACAGCCCUAUUUCUAGAAUAUUGUCAUAUACAACUCAAUGUAAUAAUUUCUUAACUCCUGCUAAAAAGAUAGCAGUCCAUAUUUCAUAGUCCUAGUCUUAGGUUAGGCCAGGAACUUGCCUUUUUUGGAGUGACACUACUUGACAUCUUAAAACACUUCAGCUUGUAACCAAAAAUACAGGUCUUGCUCCCAGAUGCUGCUCAGUGAAACAGCUUGUUUUUUUUUUUUUCCAACAAUGUUUUUUUGCAGGACAGUCAAAUUGUGAUUAAAAUGGGCAAAGCUUUUCAGCUGUUACUGCUGGUCACCACAGAGUAAAUGCAAAAUUGCUCUAUUUUAGUAUAAAACAUUCAGUGUCUGAAAACUGAUGAGAAUCCAGUUCAAAAAUCUGUUCUGAGCACUAACAAAUUUAGAAGAUUAACACUUCAGAUCUCAGCCUAAUCUUGCACAGCAUCCAAAAAAAUGCUUAACUUCAGUGGACACAUUCUCAUCAGUGGCUGCUUUAUCAUAGCUACAGAAAGCACAGACCUGACCGCCUUGCUGGAUGGAAUGGUAAAGAUAGUUUCUAACUGCAAAAUGAAUUUGAAAGAAAACAAGAAAGUUGGAUAAUUAAUAACUUGUUCAUGAAUUUCUGUUUACUGGAUGUUAUCAAAGACAUCACCUUUCCUAUUGGUGCUAUAAUGUUCGGGGUUUUUUUCUUUUCAAGUCCCUAUUAAUUGUCAAACUGAGAAACAAAAUGCACAGAAGAAACUUGU